GUUGACGACAUCAUUAUGCGCCGGAUUCCGGACUCCUCCUUCCUUUCCAGAAGGAGCGUGGUGAAGAUGGCGGCGCAGAAGUCGGUGCCGAGUGAUCUUUUCAAAUGCGUUUAUUCAUUUCUGCUGGAGAACAAGUUCACUAAGGCGGCGGAGCAGUUUCUGAAACAGACGAAAGUGACUCCACUAGAUGAAAAGGAGGAGAGCCUCGUCAACAUCUACAACUUCUGGGUGAAGUCUCCUGAGGCCAAGAAACGAAAAGCACCUAAUGAGGCAGACAUUACCAACGGUCCAUCGGCCAAGAAAUCAAAAACCACUACAGAGAGCUCCAGCAGCGAAGAGUCAAGCAGUGAGGAUGAAGAAGCUGUUGCAAAACCAACUAAGGCCCCUGCAGCAGCCAAGGUGGUGCCUGCUAAAGCAGCAGCAGCUGCAGCUACUAAAGCUGCAUCCAGCAGCAGUGAAGACUCCAGUGACUCUGAGGAGGAGGAGAAGGCUCCUGCAAAGGCUCCCACAAAGGCUCCUGUGAAGCCAGUUGCUUCUGCUCCCGCUGCUGCAGGCAGCACAAGGAAGAAAGACAGCAGCUCCAGCAGUGAAGAAUCUGACUCUGAGGAUGAGCAGCCCGCUAAAGCCCCUGCACCAAAACCCAAGGCAGGUGCAGUCACACCAUCCAAACCAGCUGUUCCUGCCAAAGGAGCAGUUCAGAAAAAGCAGCAGAGUAGCAGUAGUGAAGACAGUUCCUCAGAUUCUGAAGAUGAAGAACCAGCUAAGGCUCCAGUCAAACCCACCCCAGUAAAGGCUGCUGCUGCAGCUGCAGCUGAAUCAAGUAGUGAAGAUUCUUCAUCUGAAGAUGAGGCUCCUCCCAGCAAAAAACCAAAAGCAGGAGCGUACAGUGCAGUCCCACCACCUGCUUCAAUCCAGAAAGCCCCAGCUGCACCGGCAGCCAGCAAGGCCAAGGACAGCGACUCCUCAGACAGCAGUGAUGACAGCAGUGACGAGGAAGAAGAGAAGAAAGCAGCUGCGAAACCUGCACCGGUAAAGACAGCUGCUGCCAAACCUGGUGUGGCCAAGCCUGCUGCAAAGAAGCAGGAAUCCAGCUCUGAGAGUUCAGAUUCAAGCUCAGAUGAAGAGAGGCAAAGAAACCCUGCAGCCAAAGUCACUCCAGCUAAAGCGGCCCCAGCCAAACCUGUCCCGGCCAAGGCUGCACCCGCUAAAAAGGAAGACUCAGACUCUGAUUCAUCAAGUUCAGAGGAUGAAGAGGAGGUGAAGAAACCUCCAGCGAAGGUGACCCCUGCUAAGGCUGGCCCAGCUAAACCUGUUGCAGCUAAAGCCACACCAGCUAAAGAAGACUCCUCAGAGGAGGAUUCCAGUUCAGAGGAGGAGACAGCAGCAAAGAAGCCCCCGGCUAAACCUGCACCCGCCAAGACUCCCCCAGCUAAAAAAGAUGAGUCCUCAAGCUCAGAUUCAGACAGCAGCUCUGAAGAUGAGGCUCCAGCAAAACCUGCCACCAAAACUGCAGCUCCAGCAAAACCUACUGCUUCCAAAGCCCCAGCCAAGAAAGCAGAGAGCAGCUCUGAUUCAGAGGACUCCUCCGAGGAUGAGGAACCAGUGAAAUCUAAGCCAGCAGCCAAACCAUCCACCCCUGCUUCAAAGGCUGCUACCCCUGUUGCAAAGCCUCCUGCAGCAGCUGAGAGCAGCUCUGACUCUGAUUCCUCUGAUGAGGAGGAGGAACCAGCUAAGGCCAAGCCCACAGGAACUAAACCUGCAACUCCAGCUUCAAAGGCUGCUACUCCUGCAGCUAAACCUGCUGCUGCAGCAGAGAGCAGCUCAGACUCUGACUCCUCUUCUGAAGAUGAAGAACCAGUCAAGGCUAAAUCUGCAGCAGCUAAACCAGCUACUCCAGCCUCAAAGCCAGCUACUCCUGCAGCAAAGCCUGCUGCAGCAGCAGAGAGCAGCUCAGACUCAGACAGUGACAGCUCAGACUCAGACAACAAGGCCACCAAACCUGCAGUCAAGAAACAAGCUCCAGCAGUAGCAGCUGCUGCCAAGAAACCUGCCGCCGCUGCUAAGGAUUCUUCUGACUCCAGUGAUGAAAGUUCCAGUGACGAGGAGGAGGAACCCAAGAAGGCAGCACCGGCACCCAAGCCAGCAGCCACAAAGGCUGCUGCUGCUCCAACAAAGAAGGCUGAGGAGAGCAGCUCUGACUCCUCCGAUAGCUCUGAUUCUGAAACCGAGACCAAGUCCAUCCCUGCUGUUACCAAUGGCAAAGCAGCAACACCCAAGACAGCCAGUGCAGCAGCCAAGGCCCCAGCAAAACCAGAGGAGUCCUCAUCCAGUGACAGUAGCUCUGAGGAGGAGGAAGAGGCCAGUAAAAGUACAAAAGUACCAGUAAAAGUACAAAAACCUGGUACACCUGCUGCAGCAGCAAAGACAACUCCUGCAGCUAAACCUAAAGAGAGCAGCAGCAGCUCCUCAGACAGUUCAUCAGAUGAGGAGGAAGCACCGCGCAAAGCAGCCACAGCACCCAGCACCCCUGCAACUAACGGUACCAAUGGAAAGAGAAAAAGAGACAAAGAAUCAUCAGAGAGUGAAGAGGAAGAGACAGAAGUCACGACACCAAAAAACAAGAAAGCAACAACAACACCUCAGACUUUCCCUAAAGCAAAUAAGAAGUCUUCCAACGUCCCUUUCCGUAGAAUAAGGGAGGAUGAAGUAGAAGUGGAUCCCCGUCUUAUGGACAACUCUUUUGAUGCAAAGCAUGGAGCCACAGGGGAUUGGGGGCAGAAAGCCAAUGAGAUACUCAAGUUCACGAAAGGCAAGUCAUUCCGCCACGAAAAGACCAAGAAGAAGAGGGGAAGCUACCGUGGCGGAGCCAUCUCCACCACAGUCAACUCCAUUAAGUUUGACAGUGACUGAGCACCUUCUCCCCGUGGUCCCUCCCACCUGAACUGUACUGUACCUGUGUGAUCAGGACUUCUCAACUGUCUGCUUUCCCCCCUUGUAUCAAGUCUCUCUGUCGUCACCACCCUGCAGCAGCAGAUUGACAGAAGAAUGUGACCCGUAGAGCUGAGCUGGCACUUGCAUUUAGUUAGCUGCCCUUAGUUUGUAAUGGAGACCUUUUGUUUGAUCUGUGUGGCAGCAGGAGAGAUGUACCCAGCUGUGACCUCACACUUGUACUGGUUGACAUCCAUGUGACAUUAUUACACUUAUAGCCACUAGGUGGCUGCAGGCCGCCUGAUAAUGGUUAAAAGCCAAUGUGUGUGUUGGGCCCUUUCCUUUUUUUCUUGUUUUGAGUUUGUUAACCUGUUCUUUAUUCUCAAAUGACAAAUGAUUUGUCAUUUUUUCGGUGACAUUAAUUUUUUUUUCGUCUGUCUGAAUGACAGCCAGCCAUCCUAUAAAUUUCUUUAUUAUAUGUUUAAAAAGGCUGAUAUUGAUUUUUAAUGGAUCACAUGGAUUCUUGAAGUUUGUUUGGUUUGUCAAUUUUUAUGUAGCCACAUUUAAAUGUAGAGAGGGUGUGUGCUUGGGCUUUUUCUCUUAACAUUACAUAAAAACAUUUAGCGAGUAGAACUGAGUUUUAUACAGUAUAUUUAUUAAGUUUUAUUCCAUUUCAACCUCAAGCCAUUUUGCUUUGAAACCAUUGUUUCUUCUGAUGUUAGGAUGCCCCUGUAAGCCCCUCCCUAUUCUGUUAAUCAGUGGUAUUGAAUGAAUUGUUCACAGACAUAACAGAGAGCCAUGAUCGUUUCUAUUAUUUGAAUUUACUGUUUGAAUUUGUCAUUUUUUAUUACCAGUUCUUGUAGCUGUAAAUAAACAGACUUAACAGAUUAAA
Messenger RNA from Lates calcarifer (barramundi perch), 3820 nucleotides. It is a transcript of the gene nolc1, whose product is annotated as nucleolar and coiled-body phosphoprotein 1. The record is from RefSeq and is a predicted model, not a curated record. NCBI's taxonomy places the organism in Eukaryota, Metazoa, Chordata, Actinopteri, Centropomidae. Gene Ontology annotation, molecular function: protein binding.